AGAUUGGCCAGGGGGAGGAGCUGACGGCCUGGAAGCGACGGCCUGCAGCUGCGGAGCCGGUGUGAGGCGGCUAAGCUGGCCGGGGAGCCCCGGGAGGCGCGAGAGAUGGAGGUGACCGGGAUCUCGGCGCCCACAGUGACUGUAUUCAUCAGCAGCACCCUCAACAGCUUUCGCUCUGAGAAGCGGUACAGUCGUAGCCUCACCAUCGCUGAGUUCAAGUGUAAACUGGAGCUGGUGGUGGGCACCCCGGCGUCAUGCAUGGAACUGGAGCUCUAUGGCGCUGACGACAAGUUCUACAGCAAGCUGGACCAGGAAGACGCCCUCUUGGGCUCCUACCCUGUGGACGAUGGGUGUCGCAUCCACGUCAUCGACCACAGCGGUGCCCGCCUUGGGGAGUAUGAGGAUGUGUCCAAGGUGGAGAAAUACAAGCUCUCACAAGAAGCCUAUGACCAGAGACAAGACUCUGUCCGUUCCUUCCUGAAGCGCAGCAAGCUGGGCCGCUACAAUGAAGAGGAGCGGGCCCAGCGGGAGGCCGAGGCCACCCAGAGCCUCGAAGAGGAGAGGCUCCAGGCUGAUGCCAUCCAUGUGGGCAGCCGCUGUGAGGUGCAGGCGCCCAGCCUGCCCUCUCGCCGGGGCACGGUCAUGUAUGUCGGACUCACAGAUUUCAAGCCUGGCUACUGGGUCGGUGUCCGCUAUGACGAGCCACUAGGGAAAAAUGAUGGCAGCGUGAGUGGGAAACGCUACUUCGAGUGCCAGGCCAAGUACGGCGCCUUCGUCAAGCCCUCAGUUGUGACGGUGGGAGACUUCCCUGAGGAGGACUACGGGUUGGACGAGAUGUGACACCCCAGGAAGGUGACCUCUCAGCUCCAGCUCCUGCUCGCCUCCUUAUCCUCUGUGCCCCGCCCCCCUUGCCCCCGCACCCCAAUGUUUGUGUCAAGGGCCCUCUUUCCCUGAUCCCAAUUCUAUUUUAUUCACUUUUCCCUUGCCACCGGCUCUUAAGACACAUGCAUUAAAUAUGUGAACACUUGGGAGAUGUUUGGAGAGGAUUAUGGGAGGAGGUGGGAGCAGCUAGGUAAGUGAGGGCAUUGUAGAGGAGGGCUGAGUGAAGCUCUGCCUCCCAGCUCGUAGCUGGAGGUCCAAACCAACAGCUGUUUGUCCUGGUAUCAGUUAAUAUAAUCUGCUGCUGCUGCUAUAACAGAGGCCCCAAGAUAACGGGCUUCAACAAGAUGAACGUUUAUUCUUC
Molecule: messenger RNA, 1243 nt
Organism: Echinops telfairi (small Madagascar hedgehog)
Lineage: Eukaryota; Metazoa; Chordata; Mammalia; Afrosoricida; Tenrecidae
Gene: TBCB
Product: tubulin folding cofactor B
Exons: 7
Coding region: 106-840 (244 amino acids)
Biological process (GO): tubulin complex assembly; cytoplasmic microtubule organization; post-chaperonin tubulin folding pathway
Cellular component (GO): nucleus; cytoplasm; microtubule plus-end
Molecular function (GO): microtubule plus-end binding; alpha-tubulin binding
Source: RefSeq, a predicted model, not a curated record